This is a messenger RNA of Ectocarpus sp. CCAP 1310/34, 1898 nucleotides long. The record is from the annotation of a GenBank genome assembly. NCBI's taxonomy places the organism in Eukaryota, Phaeophyceae, Ectocarpales, Ectocarpaceae.
UCUCCAACUAGCGUACGAGUUAGCUCGCCGCAACCUCAAAGAACGCUCAUCUAAACAAGCGGAUGCGAAUGAGAAACUGUCCUUCCCUAGCUUUAAGCUCGGUGACCAAGUACUUGUCCAUCGUCCAUACACCGAAUCGGCUGGACCCAAUCCCAAGCUCAUAAGCCCUUGGUAUGGUCCGUACACUGUCCGGGCCCAACUUUCGCCCGUCAUCUAUCGUGUCUCGAAACCUAACGAGCCGACCGAAACCACCGUCCAUCUGGGUCGCAUGAAACCGUACAUCGCCCCUACUUCGUCUCCGGUCCCGGACCCUGAAACACUCGAUGAACUGUUUUUAGGAACAACUCUCCCGUUCCCGGAUCUCGAUGGUUCCACAACCGCCGUCACCCUCGGUCCGUACACCAUCGAAUUUAUCGACGGUCAUAAACGGGGGGUAGGAGCAGCCUCGCUGGACAACUUCCAGUACCACCUCAAGUUGAAAGACUACUCGUCACAAUUGGGUCUCUGGCGCCACUACCGUGCUAUUCCCCAAUGUGCCGAAAUGAUUGCAUCCUACCGCGCCGAAAUCUUGUCCCAAGAUCCCUCAGCAUUUUCCCCACCUCGGAGGAACGUCCGUUCAUCCUCCGCCGCUAGCACUUAAUAUGGGCUUACUGUCUGCGCAAUCUUGUCCAGCACCGUUUGUUAUAAUGGUCUGCCGUCCACCAAUCCAUCGGUUUGGCAACAACCUUUGGUCGACGCCCGCGUGCUUGUGAUGUCUUUUGUUUGAUUUUUUUUCUUAUUGCUGCGGCAUUAUCGAGUAUUAGCAUGUUUUCCUGUGCGUACUCGGGGGUAGUCCGUACCCACAUGGCUUUUCUCCUGGUGCCCAUGAUUUUCAUUUGGGACCCGUGCGAAGUACCGCGCACGCCUUGUUAUUAUAUGUUGUUUUAGUUCCCGGCCGCAUGUUUCCACGCCGCCCGGCAACUUCAUUGAUGUGUAUUCUUGUCCCGUUGGUUAACGUCCCGUGGUUCGACUUCGUUACAUCACUUGACGCCCCGCAUCGUUUAUAUGCGCUAGAGCACUCGCACUGCCAGUAAGAUGGGCGCCAUUUGGUAUUCUACUCCGUCUCCACGCGACGUACCGACACAGGCUUGCCUGCAAUUUUCUUCUAGUGUGAAUCGAGCGGUUGGUACCGCCACUCUUCGUGUCUAUGAUGUUUUUGGUGCGUGUAUUGUCUCCCGCGCUGUCUUGGUGUAUUCCACCCGAUUUUUUUUUUAUAUGUCGGGACCCAUGCCCACUCUGCUUUCGUCGUUGCUAUUGUGUCAUUUGGUACUACUUGCAGCUUAGCGGAUGAGGGGUCACCAGAGACCAACGGNCCACCCGAUUUUUUUUUAUGUCGGGACCCAUGCCCACUCUGCUUUCGUCGUUGCUAUUGUGUCAUUUGGUACUACUUGCAGCUUAGCGGAUGGGGGGUCACCAGAGACCAACGACGGAUGAUUAAUAAAAACACGAUUUCAAAACAUCUUUGCCUCCAGGGUAUCACACGCCCUUGUCUUAUCCAGCCUCGCCUCUCUCCGAUCUCGGACAAGCAUCGCUGAUGACGACUGCUUGUCGCAGUAUGUACAUACCGAUGAAUUCGAUUUGUCCUGUGUUCCAUCAAUUCUCGGCCUUGCGACAAUCAAUGUGUUCUUUUUUCUUUGUCAUGUCCAACGUCAAUACACGUCUGUCCUGUCUCCCGUCAUUGUUGACGCACUGCCUAGCUUGAUAACUCACAUUUCGUUAUGCGCAAGAGCUCUGACCAGCCUACAAGAUGGUUGUUAACUAGCGCACUGUAUCACCGCAAUGAUGUAGCUAUGCUGUCUAUGUCUCACUUCGGUGACCUCAUGUGCCCUGUCGCGUGCCAUAUCUUGUCUGGCCACGGU